Molecule: messenger RNA, 261 nt
Organism: Plasmopara halstedii
Lineage: Eukaryota; Oomycota; Peronosporomycetes; Peronosporales; Peronosporaceae
Exons: 2
Coding region: 1-261 (86 amino acids)
Source: RefSeq, a predicted model, not a curated record
AUGACCGCCGAGACGAACCAGAGCGUGGACGGUGCUAUCGCGUCCGAUUUAAGGAUGGGUCUGAAGAUUGGCUUCGUCGUCGAGGCCUGGAAGAAGACGGCAACACCCAGGAUUGCGACUUCGCGGACGCGUGGAGAAGAUGCGGACUGUGUUCGUCUCGCAGUGAUUGCCAUGUACGAGCAAAAAGGUUGGGCUCCCCUGAAGACUGGGAGACUUUUCUCAGGGCUAAAAAUAUCAGCUUGGACAAAGAACUCGGUUUGA